AUGAGUAGUCCUUCUUUGGAGGACACCAGUUCCUCAUCCCCCACAUCAUCAAGGCAGACCACCACGAAAAAAACACAAGGCACCACAGACGAAGGAGGACGAUUCUCAAGCACAACUGCAGACAGGACCUCCUGGGUCUCCAGCACACGGCUCACACCCACACCAGCUGAGAUUACCAGCGAAAGAACAGAGGCCAGUAGCCCGUCAACCACCACCGAAGGAGGGCCCGGUACUGCUGAAAUUUUGACCGGAACGCCAUCGGAUGGCAGCAGCACCGAAGAAGUGAGUGGAAGCACAACGGAAGCCUUGACAACCACCCAUCCUGAAACAAGCACUUCUCUUCUCAUCACAAGCAUCACAGAAAGAAAAAGCACACCAGGAGAAACUGAGACCACUCCAACCACCGAGCUCCCAAGCUCCACGCAACCAACCACCACUGAGAUGUCCAGCGAAAGAACAGAGGUCGGUAGCCUGUCAACCACCACCGAAGAAGGGCCCGGUACUGCUGAAAUUUUGACCGGAACGCCAUCGGAUGGCAGCAGCACCGAAGAAGUGAGUGGAAGCACAACGGAAGCCUUGACAACCACCCAUCCUGAAACAAGCACUUCUUCUCUUCUCAUCACAAGCAUCACAGCAGGAAAAAGCACACCGGGAGAAACUGAGACCACUCCAACCACCGAGCUCCCAAGCUCCACGCAACCAACCACCACUGAAAUGACCAGCGAAAGAACAGAGGCCAGUAGCCCGUCAACCACCACCGAAGAAGGGCCCGGUACUGCUGAAAUUUUGACCGGAACGCCAUCGGAUGGCAGCAGCACCGAAGAAACCACCACCAAAAAAACACAAGGCACCACAGACGAAGGAGGACGAUUCUCAAGCACAACUGCAGAGAGGACCUCCUGGGUCUCCAGCACACGGCUCACACCCACACCAGCUGAGAUGACCAGCGAAAAAACAGAGGCCAGUAGCCCGUCAACCACAACCGAAGAAGGGCCCGGUACUGCUGAAAUUUUGACCGGAACGCCAUCGGAUGGCAGCAGCACCGAAGAAGUGAGUGGAAGCACAACGGAAACCUUGACAUCCACCCAUCGUGAAACAAGCACUUCUUCUCUUCUCAUCACAAGCAUCACAGCAGGAAAAAGCACACCGGGAGAAACUGAGACCACUCCAACCACCGAGCUCCCAAGCUCCACGCAACCAACCACCAGUACCCACGCUUUGCCCACCACCACCCCGUCAACGGGGAUUACUCUGGGUGGAACUGAGCCGAGCACCUCCAGUGGCCUCACCAGCACUCAAGGGGUAGAGAGUAGUCCUUCUUUGGAGGACACCAGUUCCUCAUCCCCCACAUCAUCAAGGCCGACCACCACCAAAAAAACACAAGGCACCACAGACGAAGGACGACGAUUCUCAAGCACAACUGCAGACAGGACCUCCUGGGUCUCCAGCACACGGCUCACACCCACACCAGCUGAGAUGACCAGCGAAAAAACAGAGGCCAGUAGCCCGUCAACCACCACCGAAGGAGGGCCCGGUACUGCUGAAAUUUUGACCGGAACGCCAUCGGAUGGCAGCAGCACCGAAGAUGUGAGUGGAAGCACAACGGAAGCCUUGACAACCACCCAUCCUGAAAGAAGCACUUCUUCUCUUCUCAUCACAAGCAUCACAGCAGGAGAAAGCACACCGGGAGAAACUGAGACCACUCCAACCACCGAGCUCCCAAGCUCCACGCAACCAACCACCACUGAAAUGACCAGCGAAAGAACAGAGGCCAGUAGCCCGUCAACCACCACCGAAGAAGGGCCCGGUACUGCUGAAAUUUUGACCGGAACGCCAUCGGAUGGCAGCAGCACCGAAGAAACCACCACCAAAAAAACACAAGGCACCACAGACGAAGGAGGACGAUUCUCAAGCACAACUGCAGAGAGGACCUCCUGGGUCUCCAGCACACGGCUCACACCCACACCAGCUGAGAUGACCAGCGAAAAAACAGAGGCCAGUAGCCCGUCAACCACAACCGAAGAAGGGCCCGGUACUGCUGAAAUUUUGACCGGAACGCCAUCGGAUGGCAGCAGCACCGAAGAAGUGAGUGGAAGCACAACGGAAACCUUGACAUCCACCCAUUGUGAAACAAGCACUUCUUCUCUUCUCAUCACAAGCAUCACAGCAGGAAAAAGCACACCGGGAGAAACUGAGACCACUCCAACCACCGAGCUCCCAAGCUCCACGCAACCAACCACCAGUACCCACGCUUUGCCCACCACCACCCCGUCAACGGGGAUUACUCUGGGUGGAACUGAGCCGAGCACCUCCAGUGGCCUCACCAGCACUCAAGGGGUAGAGAGUAGUCCUUCUUUGGAGGACACCAGUUCCUCAUCCCCCACAUCAUCAAGGCCGACCACCACCAAAAAAACACAAGGCACCACAGACGAAGGAGGACGAUUCUCAAGCACAACUGCAGACAGGACCUCCUGGGUCUCCAGCACACGGCUCACACCCACACCAGCUGAGAUGACCAGCGAAAAAACAGAGGCCAGUAGCCCGUCAACCACCACCGAAGGAGGGCCCGGUACUGCUGAAAUUUUGACCGGAACGCCAUCGGAUGGCAGCAGCACCGAAGAUACCACCACCAAAAAAACACAAGGCACCACAGACGAAGGAGGACGAUUCUCAAGCACAACUGCAGAGAGGACCUCCUGGGUCUCCAGCACACGGCUCACACCCACACCAGCUGAGAUGACCAGCGAAAAAACAGAGGCCAGUAGCCCGUCAACCACAACCGAAGAAGGGCCCGGUACUGCUGAAAUUUUGACCGGAACGCCAUCGGAUGGCAGCAGCACCGAAGAAGUGAGUGGAAGCACAACGGAAACCUUGACAUCCACCCAUCGUGAAACAAGCACUUCUUCUCUUCUCAUCACAAGCAUCACAGCAGGAAAAAGCACACCGGGAGAAACUGAGACCACUCCAACCACCGAGCUCCCAAGCUCCACGCAACCAACCACCAGUACCCACGCUUUGCCCACCACCACCCCGUCAACGGGGAUUACUCUGGGUGGAACUGAGCCGAGCACCUCCAGUGGCCUCACCAGCACUCAAGGGGUAGAGAGUAGUCCUUCUUUGGAGGACACCAGUUCCUCAUCCCCCACAUCAUCAAGGCCGACCACCACCAAAAAAACACAAGGCACCACAGACGAAGGAGGACGAUUCUCAAGCACAACUGCAGACAGGACCUCCUGGGUCUCCAGCACACGGCUCACACCCACACCAGCUGAGAUGACCAGCGAAAAAACAGAGGCCAGUAGCCCGUCAACCACCACCGAAGGAGGGCCCGGUACUGCUGAAAUUUUGACCGGAACGCCAUCGGAUGGCAGCAGCACCGAAGAUGUGAGUGGAAGCACAACGGAAGCCUUGACAACCACCCAUCCUGAAAGAAGCACUUCUUCUCUUCUCAUCACAAGCAUCACAGCAGGAGAAAGCACACCGGGAGAAACUGAGACCACUCCAACCACCGAGCUCCCAAGCUCCACGCAACCAACCACCACUGAGAUGACCAGCGAAAAAACAGAGGCCAGUAGCCCGUCAACCACCACCGAAGAAGGGCCCGGUACUGCUGAAAUUUUGACCGGAACGCCAUCGGAUGGCAGCAGCACCGAAGAAACCACCACCAAAAAAACACAAGGCACCACAGACGAAGGAGGACGAUUCUCAAGCACAACUGCAGACAGGACCUCCUGGGUCUCCAGCACACGGCUCACACCCACACCAGCUGAGAUGACCAGCGAAAAAACAGAGGCCAGUAGCCCGUCAACCACAACCGAAGAAGGGCCCGGUACUGCUGAAAUUUUGACCGGAACGCCAUCGGAUGGCAGCAGCACCGAAGAAGUGAGUGGAAGCACAACGGAAACCUUGACAACCACCCAUCGUGAAACAAGCACUUCUUCUCUUCUCAUCACAAGCAUCACAGCAGGAAAAAGCACACCGGGAGAAACUGAGACCACUCCAAUCACCGAGCUCCCAAGCUCCACGCAACCAACCACCAGUACCCACGCUUUGCCCACCACCACCCCGUCAACGGGGAUUACUCUGGGUGGAACUGAGCCGAGCACCUCCAGUGGCCUCACCAGCACUCAAGGGGUGGAGAGUAGUCCUUCUUUGGAGGACACCAGUUCCUCAUCCCCCACAUCAUCAAGGCCGACCACCACCAAAAAAACACAAGGCACCACAGACGAAGGAGGACGAUUCUCAAGCACAACUGCAGACAGGACCUCCUGGGUCUCCAGCACACGGCUCAUACCCACACCAGCUGAGAUGACCAGCGAAAAAACAGAGGCCAGUAGCCCGUCAACCACCACCGAAGGAGGGCCCGGUACUGCUGAAAUUUUGACCGGAACGCCAUCGGAUGGCAGCAGCACCGAAGAUGUGAGUGGAAGCACAACGGAAGCCUUGACAACCACCCAUCCUGAAAGAAGCACUUCUUCUCUUCUCAUCACAAGCAUCACAGCAGGAAAAAGCACACCGGGAGAAACUGAGACCACUCCAGCCACCGAGCUCCAAAGCUCCACGCAACCAACCACCAGUACCCACGCUUUGCCCACCACCACCCCGCAGACCACCACCAAAAAAACACAAGGCACCACAGACGAAGGAGGACGAUUCUCAAGCACAACUGCAGAGAGGACCUCCUGGGUCUCCAGCACACGGCUCACACCCACACCAGCUGAGAUGACCAGCGAAAAAACAGAGGCCAGUAGCCCGUCAACCACAACCGAAGAAGUGCCCGGUACUGCUGAAAUUUUGACCGGAACGCCAUCGGAUGGCAGCAGCACCGAAGAAGUGAGUGGAAGCACAACGGAAACCUUGACAACCACCCAUCGUGAAACAAGCACUUCUUCUCUUCUCAUCACAAGCAUCACAGCAGGAAAAAGCACACCGGGAGAAACUGAGACCACUCCAACCACCGAGCUCCCAAGCUCCACGCAACCAACCACCAGUACCCACGCUUUGCCCACCACCACCCCGUCAACGGGGAUUACUCUGGGUGGAACUGAGCCGAGCACCUCCAGUGGCCUCACCAGCACUCAAGGGGUAGAGAGUAGUCCUUCUUUGGAGGACACCAGUUCCUCAUCCCCCACAUCAUCAAGGCCGACCACCACCAAAAAAACACAAGGCACCACAGACGAAGGAGGACGAUUCUCAAGCACAACUGCAGACAGGACCUCCUGGGUCUCCAGCACACGGCUCACACCCACACCAGCUGAGAUGACCAGCGAAAAAACAGAGGCCAGUAGCCCGUCAACCACCACCGAAGAAGGGCCCGGUACUGCUGAAAUUUUGACCGGAACGCCAUCGGAUGGCAGCAGCACCGAAGAAGUGAGUGGAAGCACAACGGAAGCCUUGACAACCACCCAUCCUGAAACAAGCACUUCUUCUCUUCUCAUCACAAGCAUCACAGCAGGAAAAAGCACACCGGGAGAAACUGAGACCACUCCAACCACCGAGCUCCAAAGCUCCACGCAACCAACCACCAGUACCCACGCUUUGCCCACCACCACCCCGUCAACGGGGAUUACUCCGGGUGGAACUGAGCCCAGCACCUCCAGAGGCCUCACCAGCACUCAAGGGGUAGAGAGUAGUCCUUCUUUGGAGGACACCAGUUCCUUAUCCCCCACAUCAUCAAGGCAGACCACCACCAAAAAAACACAAGGCACCACAGACGAAGGAGGACGAUUCUCAAGCACAACUGCAGACAGGACCUCCUGGGUCUCCAGCACACGGCUCACACCCACACCAGCUGAGAUGACCAGCGAAAGAACAGAGGCUGAUAGCCCGUCAACCACCACCGAAGAAGGGCCCGGUACUGCUGAAAUUUUGACCGGAACGCCAUCGGAUGGCAGCAGCACCGAAGAAGUGAGUGGAAGCACAACGGAAGCCUUGACAACCACCCAUCCUGAAACAAGCACUUCUUCUCUUCUCAUCACAAGCAUCACAGCAGGAAAAAGCACACCGGGAGAAACUGAGACCACUGCAACCACCGAGCUCCCAAGCUCCACGCAACCAACCACCAGAGUAGAGAGCAGUCCUUCUGUGGAGAACACCAGUUCCUCAUCCCCCACAUCAUCAGUGCAGACCACCACCAAGACAACACAAAACACCCCAGGACAAGGAGGAGGAUUCUCAAGUACGACUCCAGAGAGAACCUCCUUGGUCUCCAGCACAAGGCUCACACCUACACCAGGUGAGAUGACCAGCAAAAGAACAGAGGCCAGUAGUUCAUCAACCACCACUCCAAGCCCUUCCAUGAUUCUGUCAACAGCCUCCAGCAUCUUCACAACCAUGCAUGUGGAUGACACCACCAUUACAACCAUGUCAGCAGUCCUCAGCUCCUCCACAACGACGUCCAGACUUCCAAGCCCUUCCACAAUGAUAUCAACAGUCCCCAGCAUCUCUACAACCACAGCAGUGAUCUCAAGCACCUCCACCACCACAGUCCCAGGCACUUCCAUGACCACAUUGACCGUCCCUAUCAUCUCUACAACUACACCUGUGGUCUCAAGCUCCUCCACCUCCACAGUUCCUUUCACAACCACAUCAACAGUCCCCAGAAUCUCCUCGACCUCAUCAGUGGUCUCAGGCACCUCCACUUCCACAGUUCCAACUUCUUCUAUGACCGCAUCAGCAGCGCACAGCAUCCCCACAAUCACACCAGUGGUGUCAAGCACCUCUACCGUCACAGUUCCAAGUUCUUCCACGACCACAUCAACAGUCCCCAGAAUCUCCACGACCACACCAGUGGUCUCAAGCACCUCCAUCUCCACAGUUCCAAGUUCUUCCAUGACCACAUCAAUAGUCCCCAGCAUCUCCACGACCACACCGGUGGUCUCAAGCACCUCCACCUCCACAGUUCCAAGUUCUUCCACGACCACAUCAACAGUCCCCAGCAUCUCCACAACCACACCAGUGGUCUCAAGCACCUCCACCUCCACAGUUCCAAGUUCUUCUAUGACUACAUCAACAGUCCCCAGCAUCUCCACGACCACACCAGUGGUCUCAAGCACCUCCACUUCCACAGUUCCAAGUUCUUCCACGACCACAUCAACAGUCCCCAGCAUCUCCACGACCACACCAGUGGUCUCAAGCACCUCCACAGUUCCAAGUUCUUCCACGACGACAUCAACAGUCUCCAGCACCUCCAGGACCACACCAGUGGUCUCAAGCACCUCCACCUUCACAGUUCCAAGUUCUUCCACGACCACAUCAACAGUCUCCAGCAUCUCCACGACCACACCAGUGGUCUCAAGCACCUCCACAGUUCCAAGUUCUUCCACAACUACAUCAACAAUUCCCAGCAUCUUCACGACCACACAAGUGGUCUCUAGCACCUCCACCUCCACAGUUCCAAGUUCUUCCACGACCACAUCGACAGUCCCCAGGAUAUCCACAACCACACCAGUGGUCUCAAGUACCUCCACCUCCACAGUUCCAAGUUCUUCCACGACCACAUCAACAGUCCCCAGCAUCUCCACGACUAGGUCUGUGGUCCUCAAAACCACUACAAUGAUGCCAGCAGUCCUCAGCACCUCCACGACGAGGUCCACAGUUCCAAGCCCUUCUACAACCACAUCAACAGUCCCCACCACUACCACAUCGACAGUUCUCAGUACUUCUACAACCACAUCCACUGCCCCCACCACCUCGACAACCACUGUUGAGCUUUGCCUCAAUGGAGGAUUCCAUGACGGAGUGAAGUGUAUCUGUCCUGAGGACUUAUUCUACGGGCCCAAGUGUGAAUUCCAAGUUCCAGAGAUCACAGUGACAGAGGUGCCUGUGGCUGUGGCCGUGGAAGCCCAAGUGAGGAUCACCAACCGGAACUACACCGAAGAGCUCCAGGACCCCGGCUCAGAAGAGUACCAAGAACUGGAGGAGGACUUCAAGGCGAAGAUGGGUGAGGUUUAUAAGGACAUCCCUGGGUACCGCGAGGUGGUGAUCCUGCGAUUCAGGAGUGGCAGCGUCAUUGUGGACCACGAGGUUGUUGUGGACACCAUUGUGAAGAAUAACAUGAGCACAAUUGAGGUGACCAUCCGAAAUGUGACAGAGGCUGUGCGGGACCAGCUGGUUAGUUUGAACUCCACGGAGGAGGAGGAGGGCUGCUCGGAGA
Messenger RNA from Heteronotia binoei (common prickly gecko), 8155 nucleotides. Its product is annotated as mucin-2-like. The annotation marks the transcript as partial. The record is from RefSeq and is a predicted model, not a curated record. NCBI's taxonomy places the organism in Eukaryota, Metazoa, Chordata, Lepidosauria, Squamata, Gekkonidae. The transcript has 15 exons. Gene Ontology annotation, biological process: visual perception.